AUGUCGUCCGACUCGUCUCCAGAGCAGCCGGCACAGCUCGAGCAUGACUCCACUCUCCGAGUCGAUAAGUCGGUCUCUUUAACCAUUGGCAGUGACUCACUCCUGAUUGUCGGAAAUUCCAAAUCGCCAAGUGCGAUCUCUCUAUAUAAUAUUCUAGAUGUUCAAGCGGAACCUUCCAACCUCACCAUCACCUACGCGGAGUCGUCAUCCAAGGCAGAUGUCGCCGUCGCAACUAUCCACUACUCUGUCAGCGAUAAAGAGCACCCCACAGUGGAGGCUUGGGCGGCCAAGCUGCUCGACCUUGCCUACGUAAAUGCGCAGCGUACAAGGCGACUGAAGAUCCUAAUCAAUCCCUUCGGUGGUCAAGGAAAAGCCGUGGCACUGUACCAGAAAGAGGCGGCCCCGAUUUUCGCUGCCGCUGGAUGCAAGCUUGACGUCCAGACUACGGAACGUCAAGGGCACGCCAUUGAAAUCGCGGAACAGAUUGAUGUCAAUGCCUACGAUGCGAUCGUCUGUUGCUCGGGUGACGGUCUGCCCUACGAAGUGUUCAACGGAUUGGGCAAGCGACCCAACGCCCGUGAGGCAUUGGCCAAGCUACCCGUUGCACUGCUACCCUGUGGGUCUGGAAACGCAAUGACCUGGAGCUGCUUCGGCACAGGGAGUGUCUCGGUCGCUGCAUUGGCCGUCGUGAAGGGCCGACGCACUCCGUUGGACCUGAUGUCCAUCUCGCAGAAGGGCAGCCGCACGCUUUCGUUCCUUUCGACAUCGUUCGGAAUUGUGGCGGAGUCUGACCUAGGCACUGAUAACAUUCGGUGGAUGGGCGCUCAGCGAUUUACCUACGGAUACCUGGCUCGCGUCAUGGCCAAUCGGGUCUGGCCUUGUGAUCUUGCCAUCAAGGUCGAUAUCGAUGAUAAGGAGGCGAUUAAGAAGCACUAUUCGGAGUAUACCAGUCGCGAACAGGAUCCAUUGGCCGAUGUUCAGCGAAUUGAGGCUGCAGAGAAGUCGCCUGCAUUGCCCGAGUUGCAGUACGGUGAUGUCUCGGAUGACGUUCCCGCAGACUGGGAGGUUGUCCCCGGCGACAAGAUGGGCAAUUUCUAUGCCGGAAACAUGGCGAUUGUGACCAAAGACGCCAAUUUCUUCCCUGCGUCGCUGCCGAACGAUGGUUUUAUGGAUAUCCUCACGGUUGAUGGUACGAUCAGUCGCGUGACCUCGCUUGGGAUGAUUUCCGAGGUCUCCACCGGUAGCUUCUUCCAUCGGCCUGAAGUGAAGAUUCGCAAAGCAACCGCUUUCCGCUUGGUGCCCCAUCAGAAAGAGGGUUAUAUCAGCAUCGACGGCGAGUCGAUCCCAUUCGAAGCCCUCCAGGUUGAGAUUCACCCCGGCUUGGGCACUAUUUUGUCCAAGUCUGGCAACCGCUAUGAGGCUGAUGGGCCUAGUAUAUGA
Molecule: messenger RNA, 1440 nt
Organism: Penicillium verhagenii
Lineage: Eukaryota; Fungi; Ascomycota; Eurotiomycetes; Eurotiales; Aspergillaceae
Exons: 2
Coding region: 1-1440 (479 amino acids)
Biological process (GO): sphingosine biosynthetic process
Cellular component (GO): membrane; intracellular membrane-bounded organelle; cytoplasm
Source: RefSeq, a predicted model, not a curated record